UUUGCUAUGUUGUUAAACUUUACCGGUGUUUAUAGUAAUUUUUUAGUAGUUGCGAGUUAGUUAUGUGUGUGUAAAUAAUAUUACAAUACCAACCAUUCAUUGACAAUUGCUUAGUGAAUUGUUUGAAGUGGUGUGUAAAUUUCGAUGUGCAUACGGAGUGCAAACUAUGACCGCCCCAACCGCAGAACGAGGCUGCAAUUACAUUCCCUUACUGAACGGCUAUCGGAUACUCGACAUAUGAAUAAGUAACAAGAGGUGGCACCAUGGAAGAGGAACAAGAACAAUCCAAGCCCGGGUCCCCGCCUUCCUGUGGGGGCGGUGACGAGGAGCUGGAAUUGGAGGAAGCGUCCGCGGAGGAGGAGGAAGAGGAGACGCUGUCCCCGCCGGGCAGCCAGACGCCCUCCCAGCCUGCCACCAGCCCAGGAGCGUCUCCGGCUUCCUCGGGCUCCGUCCCUGCGACACCGGUGCAGGAGUCUCGGCUGAUGUUCUUCACCGGGAAGCCGCUGAACAUCAGGCGCGGCAGGGGCCGGCCACCCUACAAGGAGAGGACGACGCAGAGGCAGGGCCGGCGCAACUCCCUGGGCAUCAAACUCAAGAGGUGGAAGAGUCUGACGAAAGAAUCUCCCAGCAGAGAAGGCGACCCCGAGCAGCCGAGCCCGGCAGGAGACGGAGACGGGGCCGGAGCCGAGACGGAGAAGGCACUACUGCCCGAGGAGCCACCCUACUUCCCUGAGCAGUGGCCGGGCAAGGUGUGCGCGCUGUGCAACCUGGGCGAGCGCAGCCAGCUGGGACAGGGGGACCUGCUGCAGCUGACGUACUCCCCCGAGGAGCUGGCUGCGCUGUUGAAGGAGCGGAGCGAUGCCGGCGCCGAGGGCGGCCUGUCGCUGGUGGGCGACGCCGACUCCGUCAUCGGCAGCAGCCCUAGCCGCGGGAACGGCCACGCUCCGGCAUUUGGAGGCCUCGCGGUGACUGUGCGGCGCCAGAAGAGCAUGGCCAAGUGCAAAAAUCCUUGCCCCACCAAUUCUGUCGAACCAGUGGACGAACUCAGUGUAGUCGGGUACCUUGACGAACCGGAUGUGGCGUCCAUCUUUGAAUCCUCGGGCCAUUUUUACGUCCACCAAGCGUGCGCACUGUGGUCGCAAGGUGUGACACGCUCCGAGGACCUGGUGUUCCGCAACGUGGCGUCGGCCGUGGUGCAGGCGGCCAACCGCCGCUGUUCGCACUGCGGCCACUUCGGGGCGAGUGUCGUGUGCAGGGUCGCCAACUGCGGGCGGGCACUCCACUUCCCUUGCAGUGCCGCAUCCGGUGCGUUCCAGGAGUGCAAGUCCGUCACAGUGGUCUGCAGCCUCCACUUGGAUCAGGUCCCCUUACUCUUGUCCGGAGAGGGGGCGUGCGUGAGCUGCUUCGGGCUGGGCGACGUCGCGAACCUGGUGAUGUGCACGGCGUGCGGACAGCACUGGCACGGCUUGUGCCUGUCGAUGGCGCUGCUGCCCGGAGUGCGCGCUGGCUGGCAGUGCCUGGGGUGCCGUGUCUGUCAGGUGUGCCGGCAGCCGGGCGAGGAGGAGUCCAAGAUGAUCGUCUGCGAGUCCUGCGACAAGGGCUACCACCAGACCUGUCUGCGGCCCGUCGUUACUACCGUCCCCAAGUACGGUUGGAAGUGCAAGUGCUGCCGCGUGUGCUCGGACUGCGGGUCACGCACGCCGGGUGCCGGCCACUCGUCGCGCUGGCACGCCCACUACACAGUGUGCGACUCCUGCUACCAGCAGCGCAACAAAGGCUUCUGUUGCCCACUGUGCCGACGCGCAUACCGCGCGGCAGCCUACCGUGGGAUGGUGCCGUGCAGUCUCUGCAGAAAGUUUGUACACGGAACGUGUGACGCCGAGGCUGACCUCGUAACGUACCAGCAGAGGAAAGAGAGCCAGCCGGACUACGAGUACGUCUGCCCCAUCUGCAAGAGCCUUACUCAGCCUGGUCGCACCCUGCUGCCCAAAGCUCGCAAAGACAGUGUGGACGAUGCAGGCCCAGACUCGAGCCUGUCGGCGUCCCGAGAGUCACUGUACCUGGAGGAGGAGAUGGAUGUGGAGACCUCUCCUUCAGAGAGGGAGUACACAUUCUCGGACCGAGCGGAGCUACGCGGGGCGGUCGGCCUCGGCAAGGGGAAGCCUUUCUGUGCCAGCAAGAUCGCCAAGAAGAAGCUGGGCCUGUCGGGCAGCGUGCGCGGCAAGGGCGGCCACGGCUACCACAAGCGGCAGCGCCUCACCGACUUUGGGCGCAAACGCGGGCCCAAGGCGAAGAUGAGGGGCGUGUUCGGGGCACCGGGAGUCGGCCUCCAGAGGCCCCAAGUGGACACGUCCCAGCAGAGCGGUGGGCGGCAGCCGGCAGACGAGGAGCACGGCAUAGAGAACAGGCUGGUGUUGUGUUCGGCCAAGGACAAGUUCGUACUGACGCAGGACCUGUGCGUCAUGUGCGGCGCCAUCGGCAUUGACCAGGAGGGCUGCCUCAUCGCCUGCUCGCAGUGUGGCCAGUGCUAUCACCCCUAUUGUGUCAACGUCAAGGUGACGAAGGUGAUCCUGCAGAAAGGCUGGCGUUGCCUGGACUGCACGGUGUGCGAGGGCUGCGGCCUGCGCGACGACGAGGCGCGCCUCAUCCUGUGCGACGACUGCGACAUCUCGUACCACAUCUACUGCAUGCAGCCGCGCCUCGAGUACGUGCCCCAUGGCAACUGGAAGUGCAAGUGGUGUGCCGUGUGCACCGUGUGUGGCAGCAACGACCCCGGAUUCAACUGCACCUGGCAAAAGAGCUUCACGGAGUGCGGUCCCUGCGCCUCGAUGAAUACUUGCCCGGCGUGCAGCGACGCCUAUUGCGAAGGAGACCUCAUUAUACAGUGUGUGCAGUGUGAGAGGUGGCUGCACUGUGCCUGCGACCAGAUCAAGACAGAGUCGGAAGCGGAGCGGUGUUCGGAGGAGGGCUACACGUGCCUGAUGUGCCGGCCGCGUGACGAGCCACCCCCGCACCUACUGCCCUCGUCCAACCUCGCCCCCAGGCCUCCGCCACCAGUCUGCAAGAGUCCGGAACUACCACCGAAGGUCGGAUCGCAGGCACAGUUCUAUGUCGACGGUGUCUGCCUUUCGGAAGUGGGGUUGCACCAGAUCAAGUCACUGACCAUGGAGCAGCAGAUCGUCCCACGGAAGAAGAGGUAUUCACGAAAGCUGUCGACGAAGGCCGACAAGGAGGCCGGCAUAAUGGCUACGAUAGAGUCCGUCGUCGCGGGAGGCAGUCGAGACGAGCAGCCGGUUGUGAAAGUGGAGCCGGCCAUCGAGUAUAGGGAGGGCAUGGUGUGGCACGCCGGGGAGGACGGCGGCCCUGCCGAGCCGCCGGAGGGCUUCACGGUCUACACGACGGACAGCGGUGUCAUGAUUUUGCGCAGGAAGAGGCAGCGCAACCUGCAGAAGCUCGGUAUCGGAGGCUUCGUCGUCCGCCUCCGCGGCACCCGGUAUAAGGACGAAGAGGGCGGGGUCGGGGCAGACGGUGCGGGGAGUGCCGCCUGCUCUACCGGUGAGACGAUCGGGGGAGGAGCCGCCGUCCACGGCCACGGCACCGAGGACGGCCCGAAGCCCCGCCGCAAACCGAACCGGAGGAGGCCCCGCAACCGCCUCAUGGAGUGCUACCCUUCGUACCUGCAGGAGGCAUUUUUUGGACGGGAGCUCUUGGACACAACAAAGGAGAAAGAAAUCGGUAGCAGUGACUCUGAAGGAGAGUCAGCGACACCUAAUGUUGGCGAGGACAAAAUUAUACAGCUAUCCCAGGAUGAAAUAAAAGCUAUAGAGGAACUGAAACCAAAAGAAGAAAGUGAAACAGAGAAGCAAGACAAGAAGGGGGACAAUGAAGGAGAUAACUCGGGCAGCAAGUCGCCAGACAAGGAGCAGGUGGCCGGUGACGAUGCCGACGGGAGCGACUCCGAGGUGCUGAACAUGCUGCCGUUACCGGGUGACCUACUGGACACCGACCUCGUCGACACGAUCAUGAACGAGGACGAUGACGACAUCGCGAAAACUGGGGAUAACCUCGACGAAAUUGGCGAAGACUCGGAGUUGAAUGACUCACUUCCUAUAACAGACGGUGGGGCAGACGUUUCGGGGACCAGUCAGAAGGACGAGCUCACGGACAUCUUGAGUCCGCACUUUAACCUCGAGUCUAUGGUGCGAGACACUGGUCUCCCCAACAUGGACAGCCGUGACGUGGAGGAAAUCAUCAAAGGAGUGCUGACAGACGAAGAGUCCCAGGAGUCGGUGUUUCCCACGGGAGCUGCCGCCGCCCAGCAGUCUUCAGGAGUGCAGCCCAACGCAGCUCUGCAGAGGACGCAGGUGGGGGGACCGCUGCCACCUGUCGUACCUUCGAGCCUGUCGUCGCCAUCGCCCUACCAUUCCGAGUACAGCAAUAGUCCGCAGUUCAGCCCUGCUUUCUCGGAGCCGGCCAGCCCGUGGAUGUCUCCUGCUGAAGUCGGUGACGGUGAUGGCGUUUCCUCGUACAAUGCUCGUACAGCAUUAAAAAUGGAGGCAGAUGAGCCGCUGGGCGACCAGGCUACAAUAUCUGCCGUACUGUACGCAAACCUCCACCAUCCGGAGCUGAAGAAGGAGUUCCCAGCUUGGAACGAUCGAGCGAAACAGAUCCUGAAGAAGUGGAGGUCAUUACCGUCGGAGCGUAAGGCGCCAUACCUGCAAAUGGCCCGGGAGAACCGAACUGCACAGCGGAUGAAGAAGACGCAGCAGGACCAGGAGCGGCUACUGCAGCAGCAGAAGACGUCACGUGAGGCGGAACAGGAGCGGCAGUGGAAGCAGCUGCAGGCGCUGCGUCAGCAGCAGGCGCACCAGCACCAGCAAGUGAUCCAGGAGCAGCGCGUGCAGGCAAUGGCAAGAGUGCACCGACAGAUGAGUGUUGACGGCAUCCCAUUCCCUGCAGAGUCACAGCAAGUUGCUGCCGGACUAUCGCCUCAGGACGGUUGUUUGACGUCACCGGUGGGCAUCCGUCCACCCCCGUUCCCGCCACCUGCGGGGAUUCCUUCAGGUGCCCAGAAGGGGCAGCGACUGCCGAGUCCAGGUGCGGGUGCGGUUCCGGGCGGCACGAUUUUCCCGCACCCCGCAGCAGCCGCCGUCACGGGGGUGGGUGUCCCACGGCCGCCGGCGCCACCCCCGCAGUCUCAGCGCACCUUCCAGCCGACCCUGGUGGGGAUCCCCCCUCUACCCGAGCAGCCGCAGCAGGCGGCCGUGUUCCGGUCGGCCGCUUCCGACGUCGUGGACCCGUACGCCCAGCCGCCGCACACCCCGAGGCCCCCAGCUCAGCAGCAAUUCCCACCGAUGAUGGCUGCAGUGCAGAGGUACACCCCGACACCGUACCCUCAAGGAGCCCCGCCACCGCCUCCGCCCGGUAUGCGCACCGUCCAGUUUGCCGCCGCUGCCGGAGGACCGGCCCCCCCGCGACACGGGUUUACCCCGCGCGGUCCGGACGCGGGUGGGUACGUGACGGCUGCCGGCCUGGGCUUUGUCCGCCCCGGCCCGCCCGUCGUACAGGCCCACGUGGGCGCGCCGCCUCAGUCCGCUGGCGUAGGUGUGGGUGGUGUGGCGGCCGCAGAUCCGUAUGCCGUGCCGGCUCUGACGCCUAGACCUGCACAGGAACAGCUGCGGGACCUCCUGCAGACCAAGAAGGCGGCAGACGAGCAGCCGGGCCCCAGGCUGUGGGCGGCAGAUCAGUUGGCGCCGCAGCAGCACGGUGGCGCGGAGGUGGCGGCGGACCCCGGCGCGGAGUUCCGGCAGCCGCUGCCACCCGCGCCGUCGCGCCCUCCACGCCUCGCUGCCCCCGCUGUCAUCAGGGCUGCCCAGCUGCCACUGCAGGCACAGGCUGCACUCAGGGCGCCCCUCCAGGGCCUGGACCCGAGAAUCCGACACGUUCUGCAGCAGCGGUAUCCGGGAGCGCUGCUGCGUGCGCAGCGCAACCCUCUGGAUCCUUACGACCAUCUGGUGCAGCAUACCCAGCCGCAGGCGCCCCCACAGCCACACCACCAGGAACCGCCCCCACAGCCGUCGCCGUUCACUACUGCCGGUGCCAUUGUGUCAUCGGAUGCUCAAGAAAUACCUGAAAGUGUGACCGAAGAGCUAGAGAAGUUGGAAGAAGAAGGCGUCGGAGCGAUACUUGGAGAACUGGGCGACGAUGACGAACUGCUUGAGAUGGGCAACGAUUUCAACAUCUUGGAGUAUGCGGAUCCAGAACUGAGCAGUGUAGUGGGAGGAGAAAAGACGAACAUACUGGACGACAACCUGGACCUGGAGGAAGUAGCGGCAGGAAGGACAAACGACGAUCACAAAGGGGUCAAGAAGGAGCCGCCGGCGACUGCCGUGAGCGCGACACCCGCCGUCCGGCCACCUGCCCCGACACCGUCCACCCCGACGAGUCACUCGUCAACGCCAAAGUUAGCCGAGACUCCAUCCCCGAGACAGCAGGUAAAAGAAGAGAGCUCUGAUCAACCGGUGGCUCCAAGCACAAGUUCCUCUACUCCGGAACAACAGGUAUUGGCGAGGCAGGCCUUCCCGGGCACCAGCCCCACCCACUACGCCGGCGGUGCACCCGGCGGGACGUCUCCGUCGGCAGCGGCGACGGGACUGCACCUGCAGCGACUCCCUAUACAUGUGCAAGCUGUGAUCCACCACCAGCAACAGCAGCAGCGCCUGCAGCUGCGGCCCGCCGGCCCGCAGCGCGUCGUGUCGGUGGCUCCGGCGACCGGCCAGCGCCUGGGCCUCGCCCCGCCACCUCCGCCCUACCCGGGGCCGCCACCCCCGUACCCGGGUCAGCAGGUGCAGGUGAGCCUGCGCAACCUGAUGCCUCCGAGGGCGCAGACGCCGGCGCCCCAACCUCAGCCGCAAGGUGCAGCCGUCGUCCAGCCGCGCAGACCACUGCUGCUACAGUCUGUCCAACUGCAGGAGCAGCCCCUGCUGCUGGAGGAACUCCUCGAGCAGGAGAAACGUGAGCAGCAGCAGCAGCAGCAGCAACAGCAACAGCAACAACAGCAGGAGGGGCCCGAGGCCGACUUCUCCGCGGGGGCCGCCGGCGUCACACCGCAGUCUCCCCAGCAAGGACAAGGUGCACUCCCGAGCCCGGGAGGCCUGCGUCAGCAGUUCCUGGCCGGCGGCGUGCGGCCAGCAGUCCCCACCUCUCAGCAGUCACUGGGUACCGGGGCCACCACGGCGCGGCCUCCUCCGCCAUCCCAGGGUCCGCCAUCCGGAGAAGCUGCCGGAGGCAGCAGAGUCCCCCCGUUCAGCGCGCCGAGCCUGCCGCCUCCGCCUGCGCCGCCGCCGGACGACGUCGUGACGGAGGCGGACAGGCAGCAGCAGGCGGCGUACGAACAGUGGCUCUCGCACCAGAUGCAGCUCGUGUCCGCCCAGCUCAAGUAUUACGAGUGUGAGGUCAGCAAGCUGCGCAAGACUCGAAAGUCCCUGAACAGCAAGCAGCGCUCACUGCGCAAGGCGGGGUCGGAGCUGGGGGAGGCGGAAGCCGGACAGCUGGCGCAGGUGACGGCGGAGACGGCGGCUCUGCAGAAGCACCUGGAGGCGGCACGCCGGCAGAGCCGCCAGCACAGCAUGCUCGUGCAGGAGUACCGCAACAAGCAGCAGCAGAAGCAGCGUUCGCAGCUACCGGCUGGCGGAGGCGCGGAGCCCCCGUCUCCGACGUACGUGGCGCGCUCGCCGACGGUGCCUUCGCCUGCCGGAGGGGGGGCGUCGCCGCUCCCCAGCCCCGGGGGGCCCGCGGCACUGCAGCAGCAGCAGCUGAUGGCACCGAGCCCGAGCUCUGCCGCCAACCGCGGCCAGUCGCCUUCUCCCCGCACGGGCACACCUCAGUCGCAGCACGGCGAGGAGAGCGCUUUCAGCCCGGGAGCGCAGAUGCCGUCACCGGGACGCCUGACUUCGCCGUCACCCCAGCAGAGGAUGUCUUCGCCACAGCACCGGACGACACCUGGCCCGUUUCCCUCUGACCAGAUGAGGAUCCAACACGCGGUCCCCCGCUUUGCGCGCUCCCCCCUCGGGCUGGGGACGCCGCAGCCGCAGCCGGCCGCCGCCUCCUCCCCCGCGGAGUUGCACCGCCCGCGCAGCUUGCCGGCCGGCUACGGGUCGGGCGCCAGUGAGCGGGCGUCGCCCGUGGGCGGGCGGCCCUCGGGGGGCGCGGGCUCGUCGCCAGCGACUCCUGCGGCGGGCCCGUCCCAGCAGCAGCGGCAGCAGCAGCAAAGUGUCACAGGUGGCAGCCCGGCCCCGCCACCGCAGAGCCCGACGACUCCGUCCCCACGGCAGCAGCUGACCCCCCAGCCCAGGGUCUCCGGCAGUCCGCAGGGUGCGGAGCACCCGCCCACGCCUCAGCAGCAGCAGGAUCGGCAGCACGACGGCGACGGUGGAGGUGGAGGUGAAGGUGGGGGUGGAGGGGGUGGCAACCCGCACAACCCUCAGAACCCCAUCCCCAUUCUGAGGUUGUUUGGCCGCUACGGCACUUUCAAGCUCGGCCUACGCGGAGGAUCGCCGAUGUGGGGGUACGGACAGCCACCGUCUACCGGCGCCGCCGGUGGGCGCGACAGUGGGAGCGGGGGCGGCAACGGAGGAGGCAAUUCGGCCCCCCCUACACGCCAGCAGCCGGACACGUCACUCGUCUGCGCCGACUACAACGAUUUUGACGACGAGAGCUCGCACACUCCUCCGUCUGCACCUGGCGAGAAUGACGCCACCCGGCCGCACACCUCGGUCACGGCAGAGGAGGAAGUCGCGUGCGAUGCCGGUGCCGGGACGCCGCCGCCGCAACCGCAGACGCAGACGCAGCCGCCUCCCCGGGGGUCCGCGAUCCCGUCGGUACUCGGUUCGAACGGUGACCUCCCGAGGGACAGGUCGGAGCUGGAACCUCCGGGAAGAAUUGCCAUUAUAGGACCUCGCUCGGGUCCGGAGAAGAUAGUGGCGACGACCGACACCCCCGAAUCGCCGGAUCAGGUUGAAAUGAAUGUAGACCCAUCACCAGAACCAUUCCUGCCCACUCCAGAGACUGUGGGUAGCAAAGAGGAAGAAGAAAUGGCAAUCCACCAAGAAGAAGUUGUCAUUCAAGUGGACAAGUCUUCAGGAAAGCAGGAUUCUGCACGAGCAGGAGCUGACGAGUGCCACGCGGAAGGGAAGCUGCCGUCGGCACCGGAAAUGUCGCCCUUUGCGACGCCGACUCCGCCUCCUCUCCCGCCUCCCGGCACGCCCUCCCACACGCCGCCCGCCACCCCGCAGAGCCCGAGGGUGGCUGCACAGUCGCCUUACCAGCACCAGCAGCCCGUCACGGCGUCGGUCAUAGCUCGCCGCCCGACGCCCUCGCCUCCUCAGCACCAGCAGAGUCACCACCAUUACCAGCAGCAGCUACAACAGCACCAGCAACAACAACAGGAAGAAGAAUCGCUCCAGAAGCAGAUGCAGAAGACGUCUCCGUCCUCUUCGGUGCACGAGACGGCGCACUUGUCGUCUAGGCUACCCCCGUACGGGUUAACUCCGACAUCGCGGGCCACCGGUGUAAGCGUCAUAGCCAGCACACCUCGGAUGUCAGCAUCUGAGCAGACGGGUGUUCCGAAUGCCGACGAGAGGAACAGGGCGGAGCCGAGACCGAGUGUCCUCGAAGGCCCGGCGGCGAGGCAGCUGGCGGACGUAGAGAACUCGUUCAAGGUCAUACAUUCCAUAGUUACAGAAGCAAAAUCACAGAGUUCGACCCAACAGCAUUCUGAAACGAGACCGACCGUAUUCGCCGUAGCUGAGAAAUCGCGUGCUCACCUUCAGGACGAGAAUCUGUCGGCACCGAUCCCGCGGUCUGAAGAAAACAUUUCGGUUCCCGUCUCUCUGGGACCGGUUUCACACAGAAGUCAGCCCGUCGACGACCGUUUCCGGUCGGCAGUUCCCACGAGUAGCCACGCGGUCGGCAUCGUUUCUCUCGACAGACGACUCGCGCCCGGGCACGUCCCGCCCUACGAGACCACACGGGUUGAUACGCUCGCGACAGGACCGGCAAACGUCGAACGGCGAGACUCGGAGCAGGCGAUUAGAGCAUCAGUCCUGGGAGACCGACUGCGCGCCGCCGCCGCAGCUGCAGAGCGGUCGCGGUCCCUCGACUCCGAGCCUGGUGUCGUCCGUUCCGUGCUGGAGAGCCGUCUCAUUGGGCAGCAGCAGGUCCCAACUUCAAGCCCUCAGAUGCACCACCACGUCGUCCCGCCGCCCACGUACAGACCACUGCAACAACAACAACAACAACAACAACAACAACAACAACAACAACAACAACAGCAGCAGCAGCAGCAGCAACAACAACAUCAACAACAACAACAACACCAGCAGCAGCUGCUGCUGCAGCGGGCCGGUGCUGCCCCUGUGACUUCGCGCAGCGUGUCGACGCCAUCGCCUCUGCAGCAGCUGCCGGCCGUGUCGUCGCCGGUCCAUCAACAGCCACGCUCUGCCGAGCAGUCUCCCGGCUCUGCAGUGCACCAGUACGUCUCCGUCAACACGUAUGGAGGUGUCGUCAGCAGAUCACCACCGGUCGCAAGGACGCCGACGACACCGUCACCUCGAUACCACCUGCAAGACUCGUCGCCACCCCCACUGUCGUACCAACAGUCGGCGACCACUUUCGUGCACAGCUAUGCAAAACCUUCGAUCAAGCAAGAGGAUUCGCCAAAACAGUACCCGCCCGCAGUGACGGUGAAGACGGAGCCGGCGGAUGUGGACCGGCUGGUGUCGCAGGUGCCGCACCUUCCCCACCAACACCCCCACCACCAGCCGCCCCCGCAGCCGCAGCAGCAGCUCCUCUACCAGCCGAAGGCGGAGCCUCACUCUGGACAACCGCCACCCAGCUGCAAGUACCACCCGGGGUUGCAAAUGCAGCAUCGCAUUCUGCAGCAACAACAGCUGCAACAACAACAGCUGCAGCACCUUCAGCAGCAGCAGCAGCAGCAACAACAACAACAACAACAACAGCUGUUACUUCAACAACAACUGCAACAACAACAACAACAGCAGCAGCAACUGCAGCAGCAGCAACAGCAGCAGCAGCAGCAGUUGCAACUUGAACAACCUCAGCAACAACUUUACCACCAGCAGCAACAGCAUCUAGCUCAGCAGCAGCAGCAGCAGCAGCUGAGCCUGCAGCUGACACCGGGCGAGCAGCGACUGCGCGGCCCCGGGUCUGGUGCCGAGCUGCUGUCGCCGCCCACGCCGCGAUCGUUCACCUCACCGUCCGCAUCGCCGCUCACCUCUCCGCAGGUGGCAGGCAAGGGUGGGCCCCAGCAGAUCAGCCCCAUGCCAGCGAGUGAGAUUAAACGGGAGCAGCCAGACGUGCUGAGCCCCACCGGCAAGCUGGAGCCGAAGGAUGAGGCGAUGGACCUUCUGGGCCAGGACCAGGCGUCUCUGGAGUUGAAGAAGUUAAAAAGGCGCCAAUACCAGCAGAAGCGCCGUCAGAGCCAGGGCAAGGAAGCUUCGACAACCCCGAAGAAGAGGCCGCGCAAGGCGGAAGAAGACUACGACACGUUCGUGGAGAACGUGAUGACGCAGUUGCGGCAGUUGCCACCUCUGUCGAUUCUCGAGCCGACUCUGGCCAGGAACCACUCGGCGUGCCCCGUGUUCGGUGCAGGCGACGCUACGAAGGUGGGACCCCUGACCGGAGAACUGCGCGGCAGAUACGGGAGCGCAUCUUUACCCAACGUUUCGGACCAUUACAACACGAGGCCUUUCGGUCCUCUGCCGCCACUGCCUCCUCUCCCACCUCCGUCGACACAGCGAGGGUUUUACGACCAGGAGUUUGCUUCUGUUCGUUUUGAUAAUGACAGUGACGAUAAAAAAGAUCAUCGAGAGAGAGAUAAUGACACGCCGGACACCAUUAUAAGCUCGUCUUCUCCUGAGUGUGUUUUCAGAGAUCUGCCACUUCGUUUUCCAGGUUUACAAUUAAUUAAAGAUGAAGACGAAGACGAAAGCGAGGAAGACAGCAAGGCAUGGGCAGCACGCCGCACCUCUCCCGUCAUUCCACUCGUCACUCCGAUACCCAUCCGGCUGCGCCCACCACCACACUACGCCAAGGAUGCUGCCGAUGUGGACAAGGAGAACGCCGGAGGGCCUCAACUGCUGGUGCGCCAGCGGUUCGGCCCGUCCCCACCGGCUCCGUUGCGCGACUCCGGCAACGUGACGGUGACACUGACGCUAACGGCCGCUGCCGCCGAGGACAUUGCGGGCGUCCUGCACCGGCUGGCCGGCAUCCUGCGAGUGCCGGCACCCGCGGCAUUUGACGUAAUCGAGAGGACGAGUACGCCACCCUCCCAGAAGUUGGGGCUGUACCGGACUCGCGGGAAGGACGGCAAGGAAGGAGCUCCCGUAGAUAUCCAGAGCAUCCUGAACGGCGCCGCAAAAUUUUGCCGUCACUGCGACGUCGUGAUCCUGACGAACCUGAUACGCAAGAAGGUGAGCGAGAUCCCGGGCCUGUCGGCGCGGGAGGAGCUGGUGGCUGACACGGGGCCCGACGGGGACGUCUACUUCUGCAGCGCCGCCUGCUACAUGCAGUUCGCCCUCAUGCACCGCUCCCCGACUCUCAACCAGCAGGAGAAGGCUGCAGCUGUCGUGGACCACGUGAGUCAGGAAAUGAAGCGAGAGGUGAAAAUAAAGGAGGAAGUGGUGGAGCCGGCACAGGCAGAGUCCGGCGACGGAGAGCACGAAGCGGACAAGCUCGUAAUAAAGAUCAAGGAAGAACUGCCGGAUCCAGACGAAACGUCUCAGACCUCCAACGAGCCCGUCACGCCGACCGGCAAGGCGAAAGUGGAAGAGCCCACGAGUGCGGAGCCCUCGGCAGAGGAAUUUCAGCGCCCCGAGAAGCGCAGCCACCGGGCGGCAGCUGGCGAAGAGCCCGCCCGCAAGGUGUGGAAGGGCGUCCGCUACCGCUACUGGAGCCCGGGCUCCAUACAGCCGGCAACCAAGUACAAGAAGCCGACCGAGCGGGAGAUUACAGAGAUGCUGUUUCGCAUGGGGAUCACAAUGGCACCAUCAAAAAUGCCCGAGGACACUCGCAAAUGCCUGUUCUGUCAUCAGAUAGGAGACGGAGUGGCCGACGGGCCCGCCAGGCUUCUCAACUUCGACGUGGAUCGCUGGGUGCACCUGAACUGCGCACUGUGGUCGGACGACGUGUACGAGACGGUGAACGGUGCGCUGAUGAACCUGGAGAGUGCGCUGCAGCAGGGGAUGCAGGCGACGUGCGCACUUUGCACCCAGGCGGGCGCCACGGUGCGCUGCUUCAAGCUCCGCUGCUCCUCCGUCUACCACCUGGGCUGCGCCGUCAAGGACGGCUGCGUCUUCUACAAGAACAAGUCGAUGUACUGUGCCACCCACAUACCGAAGAACGAGAAGGACAACGAGCUGACGACACUGGCUGUGUUCCGGCGCGUGUACGUGAACCGUGACGAGAACCGGCAGGUGGCAGCAGUUAUGCACCAGUCGGCGGACCAGAGCAACCUGCUGCGUGUGGGCGGCCUCAUCUUCCUGAGUGUGGGGCAGCUGCUGCCACACCAGCUGCACGCCUUCCACUCGCCCUCCUGCAUCUACCCCAUUGGCUACAAGAUUGUGCGCUUCUACUGGAGCAUGCGGGUGCCGAACAAGCGGUGCCGCUACGUGUGCAGUAUCCACGACGUGGCGGGCCGGCCCGAGUUCCGCGUGCUGGUGCAGGAGCCGGCGCAGGACGACCUGGAGCUGCGCGACACGUCGCCGCGCGCCGUCUGGGCCCGCAUCCUGGAGCCGCUGGCGGUGCUGCGGCGGCAGCAGGGCGGCGUGCAGCUCUUCCCCAAGUACCUGUCCGGCGAGGACCUGUUUGGCCUCACCGAGCCGGCCGUAGUACGCGUGCUCGAGAGCCUGCCCGGUGUGGAGACACUGACGGACUACCGCUUCAAGUACGGGCGCAACCCGCUGCUGGAAUUGCCGCUGGCCGUCAACCCGUCGGGCUGCGCACGAACCGAGCCCAGGGCGCGUGGCCAGCUGCCGUGGAAGCGGCCGCACACGCAGCGGACGUCGACGCUCAACCGCAAUGCGCCCUUCGUCCCCGCCCUCACGUACGGUGGCAUCCAGGGGGAGGCGGCGUGCCCCUACUCGAAGCAAUUUGUCCACUCCAAGAGUUCCCAGUACAAGAAGAUGAAGCAGGAGUGGAGGAACAAUGUGUACCUGGCCAGGUCCAAAAUACAAGGGUUAGGUCUUUACGCAGCACGAGACCUGGAGAGACACACGAUGGUCAUAGAGUAUAUCGGGGAAGUAAUCCGCACUGAAUUGUCUGAAGUUCGUGAAAAACUGUACGAAGCAAAGAAUCGAGGUAUAUACAUGUUCCGCCUGGAUGAAGACCGUGUGGUGGACGCUACCCUGUCGGGCGGCCUCGCUCGGUACAUUAACCACUCGUGUAACCCCAACUGCGUGGCGGAGACUGUAGAGGUGGAGAGGGACCUCCGCAUCAUCAUUUUUGCCAAGCGACGCAUUUCACGUGGUGAAGAGCUGGCGUACGACUACAAGUUUGACAUCGAAGACGACCAGCACAAGAUACCGUGCAAUUGCGGGGCUCCCAACUGCCGUAAGUGGAUGAACUGAGCUGGCCGCCACUUCCGGAAGGAGCGACCGCCGAGUACCCGAUCACCUCUCCGAGUGGGGCACCGGUCGCGUCGUAGUCCGUACCCAGGUGUCGAGGGGUCGCUUACAAAAUGUACCCUAGUUCGAGAGGUUACCUGCGGUGUGGUGCCGUAAGGAUUUAAUCUGAUGCCUUAACAAUUUUGUUGCCUUAUAUUACACACUGGGAGAACUGACAGCUCGAAGUUAUGUCCUCCCUCUCAAAGUACUCGCUAAGGUCCGUUAUUUCUUCGGUUAAAUGUGCGGCCCAGGAGAGAACACCUCGAUCCACGUGUGAGAGGAGGAAUGUAAAACUGACAAUACUUUUAAGAGUGCCUGCGUCAGCCAGAUUCCCGAGUAAAACCGGGAUCACGUACUCGUAGUAGGUCGGUACACGGGUAACUGAUUAACUCACUUCACCGACCCGCCUUAUACAACAAUAAUUGUAUGAAAUUUAUUUUGAGAAAUUUAGGUAACUGCCGUUCAGAAGUGACCUUUGACAAACAAUAUUUGUGUCGUUAAAUUGUGGUGAUGGACAUCUUGUGAAUGCAAUCUGAAUGACACAGUGUUUUCAGCUGGGAAGUUGUGGUGGAAAGCUACUUUGGGGCCGGACUGUAGCACAGUCAUUUUCUUAUAUUGGAGAGACCUCACUUUGGCACCUGGGGUUACUGUUUUCCUUUAGAGUGCUCAUUGUGUGGCUAGUAUGAUCACUUGUUCUGCAGAGUGUUUUGUACCGCAGUUUUCUUUUUAAUGUGAUGUUUACAGAGAGCCAUUUGGCAGUUUGUAUUUGUGCACCGCACGUGUUACUCGUGACUGUGAAACUGGCAUAUCUCCGAUAGUGUGUGCAUCAUUUCUCGUAGGUGUGUGCUGCCAGUUUAAGAUUCUCUUCUGUAGCUCGAAAGGUGUUCGUUUGUUAGAAUAGUGUAACCGGUCACACGCAUUUUGUUACAAACCGCUCGACUGUAUUUUUACAGUGUCAUUUAGUGACAACAGUGCCUGCUGAAGAGAUGAGGUGGUCUUUUUAAUUAUUAUCUAAAUGAUUCCAUUGGUUGUGUUUAAAACUAUUUCAAAUGGGCGUUUUAUCAAAAGAAUUUUAUGUGUAUACGUUUCUGUUGUACACGUAUGUAAUAUGGAAGUUAGGAAAUUUCAGGGUUGAGCAUUGGUGUGUGAUGUAUUAAAGUAAGAGUAAGUGUAUAUUGAGAAAUGCCUUAAAUAUGGCUACUUUACCAGAGAACAAAUUGUGAAUAUGUAUAAUUUUUUUAGUGUAUAGUAUAAAUUGCUUGAUAGAAGCUAAUAGCCAAAGUUUUUGAAAGAUGUUAAUUUUUCCUAGCAAACAAUCUUUGAGAGAUUUGUUACGGUGCAAUAUUAUGGUAUGUAAUAGCUAUUGAGAUCACAGAUGCUUAUUCUUUACUUUUAGAAAUGUCAAGGGCUAUCCACUGCAGAUUUCAGUUUGUCAUCAUGUAGUCUUAAUUUUGUGUGCACGGCUCUUUUACAAUUUUUAAGAAAGAAAUGUCUGUAUUCUGUACUAAAUGAUUUAAUUUCAAGAUUAUUUUUUUAACAAUCACAAUUUUUGUACACAUAUGUUUUUUUUACUAAAAAUAGAUGCCCGUUACUCAAUACCGACUGUGCGUAUGCACAAAAAUGUGUACAAAAACGGCCAGUGUGUAACUCUGUUUGUGUAGUGUGAGCAGUGUUUGAGAAAUCUCUCGUCACUGGCAAAACCGGCAGAGAACGAUGUGCUGCGAACAGUCAGAUUGUACUAGCUAAUGGUAGCUGCCUGCUAAGUGGGCGUGAUAGCCUCACUCUACGAGGUAUCGUUACAGAUUGUUCACGGUGUAUUUGAGAGUUGUGAAUAGUUUUUUCUAUAGGCAGCAGUUUUUUAUUUUGUACGAUUGUAAUUUUUGAUCCAGUGCCCGAGUGAUUUAAUAUUUGACCAGUAGCUGGAUAAUUACUGCUGCAGAAGAUUUCACUUAUUCCUACUGACCGUGUCAUUUGGUUCUCAGUGCAAUUAACAGUGAAAUAUUGUAGGGCUCUUUUAAAUUGAAGUAAAAACCCUUACUUCCAUUUGGUUUUUUAAAAUUUUACUGAAUGGCACCAGUUGAAAUUUUAAAUACUGGCCAAAUGUGUAUCUGAUUCAAUAAUCUUGGAAGUAAAUCAUUUGUGUUAACAGUUUUUCAAAUGCUCGCACCUUCCACAGAAUGGUGUACGACACGUGUUUCGUGAAAUGUCAGUUGUGGAGAAACUGUGAAGACUUAUGCAAUGAUGACACCAUAGUUACCCAGUUCUUUGACAGUUAUAUUGUGAGUUCUUAUAUUUGUCUUGUCUUUUUUUGUAAAUAUGAAACUUUUGUAUGAUAAUUUUCAUCAUGUAAGCAUAUGCAAGUGAUUUUAUUGAAGUGUCCACAUUUUUGUUUAGUGUGAAAAUUGUUGGAAUGAUGAAUAUAUGAUUGAAAUGAGUAAUUUGGUGUUCGUAUUGUUAUACUCCUUUUGCCAAAGUAUUUCAUUUGGUGCUAUAAGUGGGCUGGGUGUCACAUUUAUUGAUCUCUGAAGUGGAGUACUCCCACAGAAAGUACUGAAAAUUGAGCUUCUAGUAGUGUAACAUUUUGACAUAUCUAUAGCACUUGGCAUGUUAUUAGUGAUGUAUGGUUAUUGUACUGAAUGGCAUGUUAUUGAUGGCUACAGUAUAUACCCACUGCAUGCCUGAAGCAAUAUUAAUUUUAAUUCAGAAUAGAGAAACUUGGUCAGACAAUAAACUUUUUACUAAUUAA
Messenger RNA from Schistocerca piceifrons (Central American locust), 17427 nucleotides. Its product is annotated as histone-lysine N-methyltransferase 2C-like. The record is from RefSeq and is a predicted model, not a curated record. Gene Ontology annotation, molecular function: histone H3K4 methyltransferase activity; transcription coactivator activity; histone binding. The coding region runs from base 264 to 14645 and encodes 4793 amino acids. The transcript is spliced from 76 exons. NCBI's taxonomy places the organism in Eukaryota, Metazoa, Arthropoda, Insecta, Orthoptera, Acrididae. Gene Ontology annotation, cellular component: MLL3/4 complex; nucleus. Gene Ontology annotation, biological process: positive regulation of transcription by RNA polymerase II.